AUGAACAGUGCAACGUCGAUGUACCUCUGCAUCUCCCAUAUCCAACUAAAUAUCCUCCCCAUCACAAUCACCGCAAUGGAACCGCGCGUCUGCAAACGAUUCUCUUCCCUCACGCCGACUACGAUCGCCUACAUCUCGGGCGACAACACGAUCUUUCACGUUGAACGUGUCAAGGUCCCCCGCGCCGCCGACCUCAUGCCUCUCUCUGACGCCGAUGUUCACCUCCCCGAGAGCGCAGCAGUCCUCGAACUUCUGUUUCGCUUCAUCUAUUGCGAGGUCAACAUUCCUCUCGAUACGAUCCUCUUUCCCAUCGUCAAUAAGCUCGCCGAGGCGGCGGACACGUACAUGGUCCAUUCCGCUAGAAGUGCCUGCCAUCAGUAUAUGCGUACCCAGUACAAAGACCAUCCUCUGGAAAUCGCAGCAUACGCGGUGAAGCAUGGCUGCGAGGGCUUGCUGAACCUUGCUAUGCCAUACACGGCUGGAAUCGAUCUCGCGACCGUGCAGUCCUUCCUUCCCGACACCUACGUACUGACCUGGGCCCUCUACAGCAGCCGCUUUCAAACCAUCAUGCACAACGUCAUAAACCUCUGGAUCCCCCCGCGGGAGCAUGCGCUGGAAGAAAGUGAAGUUGGUGCUGAGGAAGAGGAGGAAUAUGACGACGAAGACUACGGUGCCGGCGAGAACCCUGCCUGCCAGCUCGGCGAGAGCGCCGAUGGAACGUGGUCCUGGAUUGAGCGCAAUGUCGCCCUCGCCAUGCUCCGAGCGCCAGCGUGGGGGUUGCUCGACCUGGACAAGGUGUUCACGGUGGAUAUGCUACGCAGUGUGGAGGGCUUCUCCGAGGCGACACCGACCUCUGUCGCGUUCGUCUCGUCAGACAACGUCACGUUCUACGUCGACCGCGCAAAGUUGGACCGCGCCGCGGACUUCUCUCCUCCGGAACUCGUCUCUUCGACUCCUACGGAUCCUGUUCGCCUCUCAGAAAAGUCGAAGACGCUUGACCUGCUCUUCCGCUUCGUGUACUGUGACGUCAACCUCGACCUCGAUACGUACCCCUUCCUCGACAUUGCAGAUUUCGCUAUGGCGGCAGAGAAGUACCAGGUCUUCUCUGCAAUGGCCGUCUGCCGCCUCUACAUGAAGGGGAAAAUGCAAUCACAUCCGGCCAGAGUCAUGGCAUACGCCGCGAGAAACGGGCAUAAUGACAUUCUCAAUGCUGUCGCUCCAUACACGCUUGCCGUCCCAGCACGUGAGAUGUACAACGCGCUUCCUCCCGCCUACAUGAUCGCCUGGGUCCUUUACUGCGCAGAGUAUCAGAAGAUUGCGCGUGAGGCGAUAGCCUACUUCCCCGAUUUUGCCAGCGAGCACAUAUGGUCAGGAGCGACCCUGAAUCUGCGAGGCUGCGGCCAGGAAGACAUGAACAAAUCAUGGCUCGGCCUACAGAGCACGCUCAUGAAGGCCUUGCUUGUUGAUGGCCCAGCGACCCUGCUUGAUCUAGAUAAAGUGUUUACCGAGGAGCUGUAUGAAGUUAUGAGCUCGUGUGGUACCUGCUACGAGCGACUACAUCGCUACGAGACGGAAUUACAGCAGGGAGUAGAUGAAGUGGCCGAGUUCACUCAUUUUCUCCGCGUAUGA
Schizophyllum commune H4-8 is the source of this 1629-nucleotide messenger RNA. RefSeq lists its product as uncharacterized. Bases 1 to 1629 code for a protein of 542 amino acids. Lineage: Eukaryota; Fungi; Basidiomycota; Agaricomycetes; Agaricales; Schizophyllaceae. The record is from RefSeq and is a predicted model, not a curated record. The transcript is spliced from 7 exons.